AUGAUCCACCACGAUCAAGUUGCGGAAAUGCUCUACGGCUAUGCUGGCGCUGCAGCUGCCAAGCCGACGCAUACAGACAGUCCCGGUCCCAUUCCCACUGUUAUCCCAACACCCCCACAGUUUCAAGAAAUCGGCGAGACAGGCCACCGGACGUUAUGGGUUGUCUUCGCCCUGAUGGUCCUCUCCUCGGGCUUCUUCGCCUUCAUGUCAUGGAACGUCCCCAUCUCCAAGCGCCUCUACCAUGUCAUUACCACCCUGAUCACCAUCACCGCCUCCCUCAGCUACUUCGCCAUGGCCUCUGGCCACGUCACGAGCUUCAGCUGCACCCCGGCCAAGGACCACCAUAAGCACGUGCCCGACGUUGGAUACACUGAAUGCCGUCAGGUGUUUUGGGGGAGAUAUGUUGACUGGGCCAUCACCACGCCGCUGCUCCUGCUGGACCUGUCCUUGUUGGCCGGUAUUGAUGGUGCUCAUACCCUCAUGGCUGUUAUUGCUGAUGUGAUUAUGGUGUUGAGCGGACUGUUCGCCUCGCAGGGUGAGACAGCUACUCAGAGGUGGGGAUGGUAUGCCAUUGGGUGUGUGUCGUACCUGUUUGUUAUUUGGCAUGUGGCUCUCCAUGGUGCUCGGACUGUGACUGCCAAGGGGAGGGGUGUGACGAGGCUGUUUAGCUCUUUGGCGCUGUUUACGUUUGUGUUGUGGACUGCUUAUCCCAUUGUUUGGGGCAUUGCUGACGGCGCUCAUCGCACUACUGUUGAUACCGAGAUCUUGAUCUACGCUGUUCUCGACAUCCUCGCCAAGCCUGUCUUUGGUCUCUGGCUUCUCUUCAGCCAUCGCUCGUUGGCUGAGACCAAUGUUGAUGUGGGUGGAUGGUGGUCCCAUGGAUUGGGCGCUGAGGGGAGAAUCAGGAUCGGUGAUGAGGAGUAA
This is a messenger RNA of Podospora anserina S mat+, 924 nucleotides long. RefSeq lists its product as uncharacterized. The coding region runs from base 1 to 924 and encodes 307 amino acids. Lineage: Eukaryota; Fungi; Ascomycota; Sordariomycetes; Sordariales; Podosporaceae. The record is from RefSeq and is a predicted model, not a curated record. Gene Ontology annotation, biological process: monoatomic ion transport. The transcript is spliced from 3 exons. Gene Ontology annotation, cellular component: endoplasmic reticulum; plasma membrane. Gene Ontology annotation, molecular function: monoatomic ion channel activity.